Molecule: messenger RNA, 801 nt
Organism: Diutina rugosa
Lineage: Eukaryota; Fungi; Ascomycota; Pichiomycetes; Serinales; Debaryomycetaceae
Exons: 1
Coding region: 1-801 (266 amino acids)
Source: RefSeq, a predicted model, not a curated record
AUGCUGGUUAUGUGCCACAUUUUAAAACACCUUACCACUGCUGAAACCGAUGAUGAAACCGAUUCUGAAACCGUUUCAGUGUCGUCGUUGGCCAGCCCCGGGUUUACCGAAAUUGACGUCAGCGCUACCGUCACCAUGCUCGCGUGGGAUCUCGGCGUGGCUGUGAGCCAGUUGGGUAUCGAUGACGUCAUCGCGGGCCCGUGGGUCUACUCCGCCACUUCUCAUCUUCGACCUCAGCUUAUGACGUCAUUGCUGGUAACCGCGGCGGCGACAUCGUAUGUCAUUGCCGAUCACGAGGUGUUUAUCGAACUUUGUCGAUUAUGUGAAACCAAUGAUGAAACAACCACCUUGGUUUACCACCCAAAAGCUGAUGAUUUAAACCAGGGACAGGUUUAUGGUAGUGCAAUUUCCGCAGCUCAGCACCACCCUUCGCUUACAUUUUGUGGACCCAGUGUCGCUGAAACUGAAACCACCACCCCUGUUUCACUAUCGGAGUUCGGAACAUUAAACCGGCUCUGCCACAGCGUCAGCGACCCCAGUUUGCGCCAAGAACUUCAAAUGAUGGUGUGUCUCCACAAAAAAGUGGCGAUGACCGCUGCCGACAUGGCCCAGUGGAUUAAUGUUCGGAUUAAUAAGGAUAACGUGACCAGCCACCCCGCCGACACUGAAACCACUCGUGACACCAACUCUGGAACGACUACGAUAACUGAACCCGAGUUUAAGCUUACCGAGCUUGAUGUCGAUAACGAUAAGCGGAUGUGGUCGAUGAUGCUGGCCGCCCUCGACACUUUAACCGUGUAA